GCAAGUUGUUAUCUUGCCUGUAAUAAUGAUCCUUGUGUCUCAAGUGUAGUGGGAGUGACUUUUUGUAUAUGUAUAAUAAAUUUAAUUAAAUAGAAGAAAGUUUAAUUUAACAAUCAGUAUUGUUGCAUAAAUUUGCAUUUGUUUUGAGAGUGUCAAUGAUUAAAUUUUGCUUACUGAAAUUGGUGUAUACUUGAAUAUACUUCAAGUGAAAUCAGCUGUGUUAACUUGGAGGCUGUAUGUGGUGUUGUAUUUAAGAGUUUGUUUUUAUGAAAAGUUGGAAGGAAUGACGAAUCCCUGCCCAAAGGUUAUAACAGGGCCCCUGCAUCUGGAGAAUAAGGCAGCUUCUGAUUGGGGCUGCCAAGGUUUCAUAGCAUAUGGUUGCUAUGGUUACGCAGUAGUGGUGGACCCAGUGACCUUGCAGAUAGCCCAGACAUUAGGACCACAUUCAGGAUGUGUUACACAUGUACGUUGGUCUGGGGAGAAUUACCAUCAUGCAUUUGCGACAGGAAGUACAUAUAAUCUUCAUCUAGCGUGUGCAGAUAGUAAUGGUGUCGUAGUAAUCUGGGAUGUUGUUACUGGUCAAAUUCGUGCAGAACUGUCUGACACCCAGCCUUCAAAACCAGUCAUAGGAAUUGAAUGGUAUAAUGGUCAUGAUGAGUCACAUGAUCUUUUAAUGUUGUUACGUAGUCCGGACAUUCUGGAAUUAUGGGAUGCCUUUUCUGGUGUUCGGCUCUGGAAGAAACAGUUUGGGGAACAGCUGCUGACAUUUGCUCUUGAUCCGUUUGACAUUCAACGAAUAAUUUUGAUGUGUGAUAGUCCUUUUCUGCUAGUUCUGAAUGAUGUCAACGUCAUGAGGGAACCAUCAGAUGGAUAUGGUUGUAUACGAAUCUCUGAUCCACAGCUAGCUGUAUCAGCUUCAGGGCCUCAGCGUACAUAUUCAAGUGGAAGUGACAGGAGUCUACCUCGAAAUUCAAGUUCUCUGACCAAGAUGGCUUCCCUAGCAACAAAUAUACUCACUGGACCAGAACAGAGUAAGAAGAGACAGAGUGUAAGUGAUGAUGACUCAGAUUUACAGACUAGCUGUAAACAAGUUGUGUUUAAUCCAGCGCACAAACAUAUCGUCUUGCUCGUGUUCCCUAGAGAAAUACACAUGAUAGACUUGGAGGUAGAUUUAACCAUUGGUACUAUACGGCUAGAUAGAGCUUCACCAAACUUUGUUAAGGUGUUACCUUGUAGAAAUGCUGACGUGUUAUAUUGCCUGCAUGAAAAUGGAAGUGUCUCAGUGAGAGUGAGAAAACAGACAAAUAAUUCUGAACAAAUUCAGAAUAAGGAUGUUAGCCUGGAUAUGACCUAUGACCUGGUAUGUCAGUCGGACUCACUAAGGUUGCUGCGUCACAGCAAAGUGUACUCUAUGGUAUAUCAUCCAGUUUGUGAGAAACAAGUGGCCCUGAUACUGAGCGAUAGCAGAGUUAUCCUUCUUGAUGUACUCUCAACUGAAUUCACUAAAUCUGAGAACCAGGGUUGUAUUUAUGACAACAGACCAAGAUUAAGUAUGGCAGAUAUGAUAAGCAGUUUCAGUAUUGUGCCUCCAGGUGGAAACAGAAGCUGUUUGAAAAGGCUGAUUACUCUUAAAAUGGUGAUGUCAGGUCUGGUUUCAGGAAUUAUCUCCCCUAUUGUUGCCAUAGCUACCAUUCCAUCAGUUGCAGAUCUCAGUGCAUCUGGCUGCCUUGCAGCUAUAGGAUCAGGUAUUGGAACCAUUCAACUUGUGAACGUAUUCAAUGGUCAGAUUGAAAAUGAGUUCAAGUUAUUCAUGUCACCAGUCCGUGGCGUACAGUGGAUCGAUGCACGCAGACUGCUAGCUUUCUCAUACCCAGAUCCACCCUCAUAUGGAAACAGAGCAGUUAAAAGUGACAUAGUCAUCCUGAAUAUCAUAUCAGGUAAAGUUGAUGCGAUGUUUGAAGGCAUGGAUAAAAAAGGCCCUAUUUUGAUGGUGGAAGUGUCUGCAUCAAGGAAUUAUUGUGUUGUAGUGUUCAAACAUGGGUCAAUGGAGUUAUGGAACUUGAGAACUAGGCAGCUGGUCAGAGAACUGGUUAUACCUGAACUUAUCAGGCCUGUAGAUGUUGGCUGGUAUCCUUACAUGAGUGUACAUAAAAGGGAGAAAACAGUCAUUGACAGCACCACUGGAAAAGAGAAGAAAUUAGAAAGACAUGUUUACAGGGAGCAGCUGUUCAUCUGUGGCCAGAUAGAUGGGGGAUGUCCGUUGAUGAGGCUGACUCUCGAAGAUGGUAUAAUGUCAGGGGCACUGAGUUUCAACCAUGAUUCUUUGUUCGAAGGACAGAAAGCUGAGGUGAUUAAAUUGGCCUGGAAGAAGAAGAUUGCAAUUCUGGCUGAUAAAGGGGGACAACUCUUUAUUUGUGAUGCUGGGCAGGAGAAAAAUGUAGCAAAAAAGUUCUCAGAUAGACACGGUAGUAAAGUUGAAGAUGUUGCAUUUGCUCCAGGGAGAGACAACUUCACAUUCUUGGUGAAAUUUCCAACAAGUGUUGAUGUCUGGGAUAUUUAUGACGGAAAGCCAGAAAUGUUGACUUCAAGCCCAACACUACCAUCCAGUCUAGUUAAUGUCUGCUGGACAGGUCCAGAAAGUAUUGUCAUGGCAACAGAAGAUUCUUGUUUACAUGUCCUUGACAUUUCACGCCGACUUCCAACAUCUCCUGUAGAGAGUGAUAAAGAUGAUUUUUUCCAUGUAAAGAACAUUGUGAUGAAGAGCAAGAAUUCAGCUAUUUCUAAAUGGAAAUUAUCAGGUAUUUUCAGUGCCGCUUUAAUGGAAGCUAAGCUAGCAUUCUUAUUGAAGUACAGUUUACAGUGUAAUAUAGAGCCACUGAAUGAAGCAGUCACCCAAUAUUGCAAUCUCAUAGAUAGUGAUACAUUGAGGUAUAUACGAGAUGGAAGUACAAGUACAGCUGACAGGUGCUACCAAGUUGCCAGAUUAUUUGGGGACACAUUUGACAUGAACUUCUGGAGAAUGGUUCAAUAUACCAGUCAGGAGGCUAGACCAGACAAAACUAAAUUGACAGAUAUAAGAAAACCUUUAGACCUGAUGGAAUGGUGUUCCAAACUUGUUCUGCCAACACCAGAGACAAAUGACCUUGUUAGCCUUGACCUGUCAAGUGACCUUGGCACCAAUGGUUCCUAUGGCAACCAGAGGUCAGGAGGUGACAUGGAUAUAAGUUGGCUGAAUAGUAUGGAUAAAGAUAGAGGACUAGUUUCAUCGUUUGGAGAAAUGAUGAAGUGUAAUGACUACAAGGCUUAUGAAACAGCAAGACUUGACCUACAUAACAAGAAACGCUGCGAUUAUAGAGUAAAACAGCUGUGUAGUAGUCGCUACAUUAUGACACGACGGGUGGAUAUGGCUGUACAGGUUCUCAUGGAAACUGACACAGAUAAUACAGAAUUCAAGUCAGAUUACCUCAAAGCAUGUUUAUCAUCUUGUACCACCCAACACACAGGGACAUCAUUGAGUACAGUGAAGCUGGCAGCAACACACUUGAUUGUGGCUGGACAGCUCUCAGAUGGUGUUGAUCUGCUGUGUCUGAUAGGAAAACAUCUUGAUGCCUGUAGAUAUUUGAUCUCCUAUGGGAAGUGGCGGGAGGCAGUCUGGCUCGCAAAAACUAGUCUAAGCGAAAGGGAGUGUCUAGAUAUUAUAUAUAAAUGGGCAGACCACCUAUGGAACAAAAGUCAGAGGUGUAAAGCCAUACUGAUGAUGCUAUCUCACGGUCAGUUUGCACCAGUUCUACACAUGUUGUGUUCUCAGAGACAGUUUGACACCGCAGCUCUCUUUCUGCAGUCCUGUUUGGAGCAAGGGCUACUGGAAAAGUCGGAUUAUACAGACUCGGUGUAUGUGGAGUUUUCCAAACUACUGACAGUUACAGAGUACCAGUCUGCAGUGAAACACUAUUGCAGUCUAGCAGGAGAAAAUGGCGACACAUUUCUUGCAAACCUUAACAGGAAGACUUGAGCAAACAUAAAUUACAUCCAUACCAUUUGAGUGUAGAGAACAGAAAUAUUCACUGGAGAGGAGCUGAAGUUGUAUUUAACACAGUUUGAGAAAUUGUGCAUCAGUUGUUUAUUAGCAUGAACAGUAAUUAUUAUAGCUCAAAAUGGAAGUUUUGAUUUCAUGAAAAAGGGAAAAACCUUGUUGCCAUGGAGAUAAUGUUCUGACUCAUGUUUAUCUAAUUCUAUUAAAUCCAUAGCCAUGUUAAGAGUAAUUGCUUCACUCAGAAUCAGCAGCCUCCAGAUAGAUGUUUUUUCGUUCACAUGAAGCAAAGGUUCAUGAUAUGCUGUAAAUUUAGGUGGACGAUCUGGCAUCCGUCAUUUACUUUUAAUAAAUUAUUUUUCUCAUGAACUACUUGAUGGAUCUUCUUUGAACUUUGUCAGAAGCUUCCUUAGAUUUUGUUUUAAAGUUCAAAUAAUUGCUUGAUUGCACCAAGGAGCCACCAGCGUUAAGAACAGGAACAAAUCUUAAAACAAAUUCUCUUAGGUGGAUGUUUGUUGAACUUGAUAAGAAGCAUCCUUAUAUAAUUAUGGACAUUUCUCAGGUUUGUUCAGAUUGUUUUUCUUGACUGUUUUUUGUUGACAACAGAGCUAAAGACUGAAAAUCCACUAAAUAACUUCUUCUCGUGAAUUGGUUAAUGGAUGUUCACCAAACUUUGUCUGUAGCAUUUAUAGAUAGGUCUUUCUCAAGACUGUUGAAAUGAAUCUGCUCAACAGUAAAUAUGCUACCAGAGUUAAAAAUAGAAAAAAAAAACCUUCAAGAAUAUCUUGAUGGAUGCUUAGCAGAUUUUAUAAGAAGCAUCCUUUAAGGGACACUUCCCUGUUCAAAUUGUUUGGGUUGACUGCAAUGAGAAACUGUCAUAGUUAAAAUAAAAACAUGUUCAAAACAUCUCCUCAUAACUUGCUCCAUGUGUGUUCAUCUCACUUGGUCAGUAGUUGGCUUGCAUGGACCUUUUUCAAGUUUGUUCAAAUAGGUAAUUGAUUGUCUCGUUACGUCUUAUGAAUGAAACUUUUUCGUACUUAACACAGUUUUUACCUUUUAUAUAAUGUUAUGUCAUGUAUUUAUAGGUCAGAUCAGGUGAGUGACUAAGAGCCUCAUGACCGUUUUGUGUAGGUGCAUUUUUACAUGUAUUAGUCAUUGGAAAUAAAUGGUUAAACAGUGUCA
Mercenaria mercenaria is the source of this 5212-nucleotide messenger RNA. Its product is annotated as WD repeat-containing protein 11-like. Gene Ontology annotation, molecular function: protein binding. NCBI's taxonomy places the organism in Eukaryota, Metazoa, Mollusca, Bivalvia, Venerida, Veneridae. Bases 284 to 4012 code for a protein of 1242 amino acids. The transcript has 28 exons. The record is from RefSeq and is a predicted model, not a curated record. Gene Ontology annotation, cellular component: cytoplasm.